Phlebotomus papatasi is the source of this 1837-nucleotide messenger RNA. RefSeq names its product death-associated inhibitor of apoptosis 2 (gene Diap2). The coding region runs from base 262 to 1731 and encodes 489 amino acids. The record is from RefSeq and is a predicted model, not a curated record. The transcript is spliced from 5 exons. NCBI's taxonomy places the organism in Eukaryota, Metazoa, Arthropoda, Insecta, Diptera, Psychodidae. Gene Ontology annotation, cellular component: cytoplasm; nucleus.
UUCGCCAGUUUUCGCCGCGAGUUCCAAAUCGAUUUUUAGUGACAUUUCCCAUGUACACACGAUAAAAUUUCUAUUUUUCUCCCAUUUUCACCAAUUCAAGAAAUAUUUUAGUUUUUUUAGUGAAUCGUGACAAAAGUACAAAUUCUCAUAUGAAAAUGCAAUGGAUAAAUGAAGCAGUAUGAUGGAAAUUGGGGUUGGCCAAUUUCAACAAAUAUACUCGGUAUUUUUUCCUGACCCAGCACUUACAUCCAAUCCUCAGCAAUGAGUGACAUGAAGGUGGAGGAGAAUCGUCUAAGGACCUUCAUGAGGUGGCCCAGUGAUGCCCCCGUGAGUCCUGAGAGAAUAGCCAAGGCAGGCUUCUUUGCAACUGGAAAUGCUCUUGAGGUUCAAUGUCCUUGGUGUGAGAAGAGAAUAACUGCCUGGGAUUAUGGGGACCAAGUGAUUGUUCGACACAGACGUCUGGAUCCACUUUGUACAUUCGUUAUUAAUCCCAAUGAAUCUGGAAAUAUCCCAAGAGCUAGUUCGACAUCAAGUACAGUGGUAGAUGAUUGGAAGAACGAAGAAGUUCGUCUGAGGAGUUUUAGCAAGUGGCCCGUGUCCUUUGUGUCGCCAACAUCACUGGCCAAGGCGGGCUUCUACUUCUUCAAUCUCGAAGACAGAGUUAGGUGUGCCUGGUGUCAGGGAGUCGUGGGACAAUGGGAAGAGGGCGAUGAUCCUUUUGUUGUGCAUCAGCGCUUCUUUCCAGCUUGUCCACGGGCCGUUUUGGGACCCAAUAUUGACAUUCCAGCAGGAGAGAGGAUUUCAGAACUUGGCAUCCAGACUACUCGUCCUCCCAGGAUGCCCAAGUAUUCAUCCCUCGAUGCUCGUCUGAGAACUUUUGCACAAUGGCCCGUGCCGGAAAUUCAGCGUGGAGAUGUCCUGGCCCAAGCAGGAUUUUACUAUCAAGGAAAUCAGGAUCAGGUGCGCUGUUUUCAGUGCGAUGGCGGGCUCAAAUGCUGGCUGGCAGAUGAUGAUCCUUGGUGUGAGCACGCCAGAUGGUUUCCUAAGUGUCAGUUUGUGCAGCUAAUGAAAGGUCAAGCCUAUAUUGAAAGUGUCCAGAGGUCGGCUGGUUCGGCGAAACAGGAGGCAGGCAACAGAACAGGCCGGCCGGAGCCAAUGAUGACCCUGGAGGAGGCAAUGUCAACAGAACCUGUUCGGCAGACUCUGCAAAUGGGUUUGCACGAGGGACGCAUUAGGGCAGCGACUAAGCUGCAACUGGAGCAUCGAGGACGUCCCUUUGACACAGCAGAUGAUCUUGUUCGAGCCGUUCUUGGUGGCCAGGUGUACAAUGAGGUGGAUCUCGAUGACUUGGAGGCAUCAAAUAAUUCCAAUGUCAUCGUGAGACGCGUCUCGGACAUUAUUGGCUAUCUGGUUAAUAGCACCACAAACAAGUUCAAUCAAACACCUGCAAGGGAUCCAGCGGCAUCUUCAAGUGAAGAGAAGUCGCGGGAUGUUGAUUGCAGCACCAGUGAAGUUCCUGCAGCCUCAUCGAAGGACCCUCAAAGUCUCGAAGAGGAAAAUCGCAAGCUGAAAGAUGCUAGAUUGUGCAAAAUCUGCAUGGAUGAAGAAAUAUCCAUUGUUUUCUUGCCCUGUGCACAUCUCGCGAGUUGUGGUCAAUGUGCUUCCGGAGUCUCCCACUGUCCCCUCUGUCGAUCUGUUAUCAAUGGACGUGUCCGCAUUUUCCUGUCUUAAUGGUAUGAAGAACAUUGCAAAAAAUAUCUACUUGGAUGUUUUAAAAUGUAAUAUUUUUUUUCCCUGUAACUUAAUAGUGAAUUAAAUUUACGACACCUUUGUGGAA